AUGGCUAUAAGAGCAGAAAGUUUCAAUUAUCCAUCAGAUUUGAAUGGAAGUGUGCACUCUUCACCUGCGCUUGAGCGGAGCUUCGCAGAGGGCCACCGGAAAAGAAAGAGGACCAUCUUCAGCCGAGCCCAGCUGUCCGAGCUGGAGCAGGCCUUCGCCAUGACACCAUAUCCGGACAUCACGCUUCGGGAAAGACUAGCCGCGUUGACACGUUUGCCGGAGAGCAAGAUACAGGUGUGGUUCCAAAACAGACGUGCACGCAGUAUCAAAAGCACCAGACCCGUCAAACAGACAACAGGCACAUCUGGCCACAUCUCUGGGAGUGGCACUUCAGAUUCCCAGUUUCUUCUAAACAACUUCAACUCCUCAGGCGGGUUUGAAAUAGGACUGUGCAGCAGAUCACAUCAAGAUCGUGUGGAAGGCCAACCGCAUCAUACACAAUGGGUCAAAAUUCACAGCAGCCCCUUGGCCCAAGAGGUGUACUCCCGGGCACCUAGUAACUUUGCGGAGCGUCUGACAUGGGACACCGAUCAUAACAUGCAUCUGGAAUCUACUGGAGUCUCAGGAUCCACUGGUGGCCAAGCUCAAUCAUCUGCAAUGAACACGCAGGGUUACUCUCAACCUUGCUCAGUCACCACCACAGGGUACUGCCACCACCACCAUCAUCACAACAAGGCAUAUUCUGUGCCCAGGUCAAAGGCCAGAUACUCCCAGCUCACAGAGGAACAAACUAUUCCUCCAUAUCCACAACAAGCUUACUGGGAUGAGGCCAAGGGGCAGGGACACCUGAUUGUCGGAAGCCAGACCUCAAUGGGAUACAUAUCUGACUUGAUCUACAAUGCAGCGGUCGUAACCAACUUUAUGGAGUUUUAGGGUGUUUUCACACCUGGUCUCUCUCAGUCUCAGCCACUGAAACGAACUCUUAACCAUACUGCGACCAAGACCUCACUUUUAGGUUCACUUACAGAGGACCAAGUUUGUUUCACUUACUGUAUAGAGGACUGUGUGUGAAAAUGCCAAUAGUAUGUCCCUGAACCUAUUGUGCUAUAUGCAGACUGUUCGUUUUAGAUGUGUGUA
This is a messenger RNA of Engraulis encrasicolus (European anchovy), 1077 nucleotides long. RefSeq names its product homeobox protein SEBOX-like. Bases 1 to 873 code for a protein of 290 amino acids. The transcript is spliced from 3 exons. Lineage: Eukaryota; Metazoa; Chordata; Actinopteri; Clupeiformes; Engraulidae. The record is from RefSeq and is a predicted model, not a curated record. Gene Ontology annotation, molecular function: DNA binding.